AUGGCUAUCCGAGAACACUUCCGCCGCGCUCUGCGCUCCGACGCUUCCGCAUCAAACAUUGUCGACGCCAACACAUCUGGGAAAAUCACAGCCACCAUGACCAAAUCCAGCCAGAACAGCGACAAGUCUGAUGCAUCAUCAAAAUCAUCUCUCGUCAACAAGCUGUCACGUACCUGGACGUGGGGGUCCAAGGACAAGGACGCCACCAAGGAACGCAAGACCAAGAACAAGAAGGGAAAGAAGAUCACACACCCUAGCGAGAAGCCCAUGACGGCCCAAAAUCUCCAACACCAGGAAAUGCUUUCUCAGUUUAGCUUCACGUUUGGUGCCUCUUCUCCCGAGCAGAUCGAAGAGGACGGCUUCUUGGGCAUCAGCCCUUGCUGCACACGAGCUCCCAGCGUUGUCAACUUCUCCUUGGAAGGUGACAGCGAAAGCGACGAUCAGACUUCAUCAUCUUCAUCCUCCAUCAAAUCAUCAUAG
Molecule: messenger RNA, 480 nt
Organism: Fusarium coffeatum
Lineage: Eukaryota; Fungi; Ascomycota; Sordariomycetes; Hypocreales; Nectriaceae
Exons: 1
Coding region: 1-480 (159 amino acids)
Source: RefSeq, a predicted model, not a curated record